UUCCAGAGCACCGCAGCAUCUAUGUUCUGGAACAGGUUCCGGUACGCACUUCUUGUCAUGGGUUUCCUCUGUCUCGCAUCAAUCUGCUCCAAUUACAUCAUCAUUAACUUCACAUUCAUUUGCAUGGAGAGUGAUGAUUCAGGGAAUGUUCAUAUAGGCAAUAAGACUGUCAACCGCUACAAUUACAGUCCUGCGCAAAAAACCGUUAUUCCACUCGCUGCCUACCUUGGAUUACCGUACCUCCUUGUUUCAAGAUUUGUGCAGGGGCUUGCAUAUGCUGCCGACUUUGCUGCCAUUGGAAUAAUUUGUGUACGCUGGGCUCCUUUAUCUCAGAUUGGAUUAUUCAUAAGUAUACUGACAACAUUCACGCAGAUAUCCAGUAUCGUUACAAAUCCACUAUCUGGUUGGCUCUGCCACUCCAGCCUUGGAUGGCGCUCUGCUUUUUACGUACAUGCAGCUUUUGGAUUGUUCAUGUUCCUUCUCUGGAUUAUGUUCUACCGCGAUGAUCCACAGCUACAUUCAUGCGUUAGCGAAAAAGAGCUUUCAAAAAUCCACAAGGACAAGACACGCGCUCAUAUAGAGAGAGACAGCUUUGUACCUUAUAAGGAAAUCAUUACAAAUAAGGUUAUCCUGAUAAUUUGGUUCAACGCUUUUACGGAAAUGACCACAGCCAUUCUACUUUUGGUGUAUGCUCCUACAUAUUUCCACAAAGUUCUUGGAUAUGAUAUUCCUACAACUGGAAAGUUUGGCAAUCAGAGUAAGAGUCCUCGACGAGCGAUACAAAAUGUGGUUUUUCAACUCAAUUUCUCCGAAUGGUCUAAAACUGGUGUUACACUAUUCACCUUAGUAAUCACCUGUAUGGGUUUCAAUCCUGGUGGCUUCUAUAAAUGCGGAACACUUUGUUCAAGACAGUACGCUCACUUUGUGUUAGCUGCUAUACAAUUCAUGAAAUGUGUUGCCAUGUUUGUCGCUCCUGGAACAGUUGCCUUACUAGUUCAAGAUGAAAGUCGCUACAAUCAGUGGCGGUAUGUCUACUGGAUCAACGGUAUUCUUUUGAUAAUAGCAAAUUUCACUUUUCUCCCCAUAGCAACUGAUCAACCUGCUUCAUUUACUCUAAUCACGCGAGCAACUAAAGAAGAGCAAAAUAGGAAGAAAUUUUCCUACAGUAAAAAAAGCAAUGGCAAGGUCUCCAAGGAGGAUUGUGAACAGUGCGACCUUCGAUUAUAAUAAGCGCAG
Cylicocyclus nassatus is the source of this 1236-nucleotide messenger RNA. Lineage: Eukaryota; Metazoa; Nematoda; Chromadorea; Rhabditida; Strongylidae. The record is from the annotation of a GenBank genome assembly.